Daldinia childiae is the source of this 798-nucleotide messenger RNA. RefSeq names its product Glutathione S-transferase 1. The transcript is spliced from 2 exons. The coding region runs from base 1 to 798 and encodes 265 amino acids. The record is from RefSeq and is a predicted model, not a curated record. Lineage: Eukaryota; Fungi; Ascomycota; Sordariomycetes; Xylariales; Hypoxylaceae.
AUGGCCACUGAAGAACAGCCCAAGAUUAAGCUUUACUGGCUAGAGCAAUCUCGCGCUCAAAACAUCCUUUGGCUUCUUGAGGAGCUCAAGGUGCCUUAUGAGCUUGAAACAUUUCAUCGAGUAAACAUGUUCGCCCCUCCCGAGUUAAAGAAAAUUCAUCCGCUAGGAAAGUCGCCUGUGAUCUCCAUCACACCCGCAGGCUCGGAAGAGCCAACCGUUCUAGCUGAGAGCGGGUUCAUCACUCAAUACCUAAGCGAGCAUUUUAGCCAAGGCACCACCAUGAUGCCUAAGCGCUGGAAGGACGGCCAGGACGGCAAAGUCGGCGGCGAGACUGAGCAAUGGCUGCGGUGGCAGUAUCUGCUCCAUUACGUUGAGGGUUCGCUGAUGCCGAUGCUUAUGAUGGCGAUGGUCUUGGGAGCGCUCAAGGGGUCCAAUAUCCCCUUCUUCAUCCGUCCCAUCACCUCCAUGGUCGCCAACCAGAUCCUCAGCCGCCUCGUCUUCCCGAACGCGAAGUCGCAGCUGGGAUUCUUGGAACAGCAGCUGACGACUUCGGGAGGCGACUACUUAUGUGGCCCGGAACUCACAUCUGCGGAUGUUCUUCUCAGCUUCGCGUUAAUCGCAGCUAAGGAUAAGUUUGAGACUUUUGGAACGUGGGAGAGCGGUGGCCCUAAGGCGUUGUUCCCUAAGGUGUUCGCGUACAUCGAUAGGCUUGAGGCACAUCCCGGGUACGAGAAGUCGGUCCAGAAGGUCAAGGAGAUUGAUUCGAGCCUGGGUAUCAUGUUCACGCCCAAGAUGUGA